CCCCGCAGGCCGCUGUCCCCGGUGGGCCGCCGCCCUCUCCCCUCCUUCCCAGCUCGGUGGGGGCGAGCGGCCAGGGUCGGAGCUCGGCCCGCUUGGGUCGGGGCGGCUGAAGGGGCAAGGAAGCGGAGCCGCGGGCCUCGGGGAGCCGGGAAGGCCCGGAGCUCCGUCUGGCGGGAGCGGGGCAGAGAAACAAGCGACAAAAUAGCCCGCGCUUUCUGCUCACGGAAUCGCAGAGCCCGCGGGUUGGCCGUCGAGUCGUGGGGAACCAAGAAAGGGCACCGUUUCCACGCUGCAGGGAAAGGUGCUGCCAGAGUUUUAGGAGGAGACGUCAUAAAAGAUGGUAGGAUGAGCCCUUGCCUAACUCUUAAUAAAUGACAUACAGCGCAAGUAGAGGUGAAGACACUUGCAACUUUUCUGAGGCCAGGAUUGUAUCUCCCACAACAAAUUGUUUGCGUGUCUUCCCUCAGGAUGUAAUCUUCACACCAGGCCUAGAAGAUGUUGUAGCAAUAAUGAUUCCUGAACCCAAAGGAAAAGAGAUAGUGAGCCUCCUGGAGAGGAACAUUACUGUGAUGAUGUACAUAACCAUCGGGACACGCAACUUGCAGAAGUAUGUCAGCCGGACCUCUGUGGUGUUCGUCUCCAUCUCCUUCAUUGUGCUGAUGAUCAUCUCACUGGCGUGGCUGGUCUUCUAUUACAUCCAGCGAUUCCGCUACGCAAAUGCCAGAGACAGAAAUCAGCGCCGGCUUGGAGAUGCUGCAAAGAAAGCAAUCAGCAAGCUACAAGUCAGAACAAUCAGGAAAGGUGAUAAGGAAACUGAGCCAGACUUUGAUAACUGUGCUGUUUGUAUUGAAGGCUACAAGCCCAAUGAUGUUGUCAGAAUUUUGCCUUGCAGGCAUCUUUUCCACAAGUCCUGUGUAGACCCCUGGCUGCUAGACCAUCGUACCUGCCCAAUGUGUAAAAUGAAUAUUCUAAAAGCUCUAGGGAUCCCGCCAAAUGCAGAUUGCAUGGAUGAUAUACCUCCGGACUUGGAAGCAUCCAUAGGAGGACCACCAACCAACCAGAUAACGGGAGCCAGCGAUAUAACAGUGAACGAGAGCUCCGUAGCCCUGGAUCCCCCGGUGCGGACUGUGGGGGUACUACAAGUCAUCCAAGAUGUAGACUCCUUUCCCCAGGUCGGGGAAGGUAACUUCACAACAAGCAAUGAACAGGAGCCAGCAGUCAGCAGUGAUUCAGACAUUUCAUUGAUUAUGGCAAUGGAAGUUGGACUGUCCGAUGUGGAGCUUUCCACUGAUCAAGACUGCGAAGAGGUGAAGUCUUGAAAAACAGAGAUCCAACACUAAACUACAGGGGAGGGUCACAGGGAGGGACCGAGUCAGCUUUUUAGGAUUUGGACCAGUCAUGCACAUGCCUCCAGAGCACUGUCACUCCUGCACACUCCAUUCUGAGAUGGUCACGAAAAGCAAUAGCAACAGUUGUGUCUGCCUGGAUGCGGUUUCAUCAUCUACAUACGUUCGUUUUGUUCACAUGGGAGAUGAACGCUUCCGGUUUACCCACGUGCUUGAGAGCAGUCAUGUAACUCUUCAGUGGCUCAUAAAUACACAACUGAAAUGACAGCUUGAGUGUUUUCUACACUUGUUUGGUCGGGUUUUGUUUCUUUUUUUUUGAAAAGACAUACAUCUGUUAUGUUUGUUUAUCAUUUGUUAUGGAUGGACACUCUGUUUUUGUUGACUGACCCCAGCUUUUUCAAGAGUUCAAUCCAGAAAUCUGAAUUUCCUGUUCACUGGUCACUCCAGGAUUUAUCAUUGCCAUGUCAUUUCUGCAUGAAGUACACAUGGCUUCAGAAGGAUGGUGCACCAACACCCUGCAUUAAUGUGAAGCCUGCUUUCACUAAGUGGGAGCCUUGGAAAUGGUAUAUUCUGAAGGUCUUUACUUGUAAGAGAGCUCUGAAUUAACAGAGAUUGCUGAGAUUUGGGUGAAAACUGCAUUAUGUUGGCUUUUACUUAAAGCUCUGUUCUAGACAAGAAUCGUACAGUGUGAAAGAGAGAAAGAAAAGCUUAAAGCUUCACUCCGUCCUUGUUUUUUUUUUUUUUUUUUUUUUGCUCUCAGCAGUUGUCAGUACGUUAAUGGCCUUCCUUCAAGUCAAAAGUCAGUAGCUGGAAGAGAAGAUCUAGUAUAACAUCAUGCCUUUUCUUAAUUUUACCAACCAAAAUCUGACUGGUAGGCUAAAGGACUGUCUGAGAGGUUUCCAGAAGCUGCUUGUUAACAGCUGUGCAUUAUGCGGGUGACAAGAAUAUUCUUAGGAAGGGUCUGGAGAUGCUGAUAUCAGUGUCAGAAAGUGCUAAUGAAGCAGGAGGCAGCUGGGUUGAAAUGUUUACUAAUUGAUUUGGUUUUGGUUUUUUUCUUAGGGCAUUUCACUUCUUACAUUUUGAGGGCAGUUUUUGCUGAGUUCAGGUGGUUAGUUGCCCUCCAGAGACCCUGUCAACAUUGUCGCACACAUAAUGGAAUACUUGCAAUUUGUAUAUAAAUACAUAUAUACCAAAAUAUUUUGGGUGGAGGGGAGGGAAUUCGAAAAUAAACAGAACUAACAGAAAUCCAUACACCUAAAUAAUAAUGACCAGUGAUGAUUAUUUAGUUCAUCCUGAGCUCUGCUUUCCAGGGAAAAGCUUCUCCUGACUCGUUCAGUGUACGAUUUCAUUUUUCAGUCAAAAUACUCAACUGUGAAGAAGCAUUUUUAGCUUACUGUUAUACAAGAGUAAAUGGUUUCUGUUGACAGUCAGAUGAUUUGAAUCACAUUACUGCCUCCUGAGUAAGUCCAUAGAAUCAACAAUUCAUCUUGCAUUGAGAUCUCAUGGAAAGGUCAAACAUUUUGGCUUUCUGGUGCAUGGCAGCAUCUCAAAAUGCACCUAUUAGGAUUCUUGCUGCAUUUAAUCUCCUUGUGGAUUUACUUGUUGGAUGUGGAAACCAACUUCCAGCCAAAAUUCAGUUUGUCAGAUCUGAUUUGGGAACAAAUGUGUUUAGAACUACCCCUAAAAUUUUGUCCCACCUGCUUCCUCUGUACAGGGAGAAGGAAAAUUAUACUCCAUGCUUUUCAGUCCAUAGAACUCGGUUCAUUUUAUGAACUGAAGUUCAUUUAGCUUAAUUUUUUUUAUGUUCUUAGUCCCUAAAUUGAAGGGUAACUUUGAGGCAAAGGAGCACAGCCUAAUCAUCCUUCAAAACGGUGAUCCGGAAAUGUGCCAUUACAGUUUUACAAGCCAUUUGAAAUGAUGUCUCUUUUAAAUUAAAGAGAUACAGGCAGAUGGAAAUCUACUAGGUUUAAAAAAGAAAGUUAGAGAUCCGUCCAGAGGGCCUAGCUAGGUCAGUCUUGCCAAUAUUUGUGGUUCUGUAAUCGUAUUUUCCUUAUGCUUUAAUGUCUUCUCUAGCCCGUGAUGCUAUGGGAAAGGCCCACAGCGUCAGGGGAACCAAUGCUGAAAUUCACCCCUACACAAGGGAAUUUGCACAAGGUACCGCAUCAGCUCCGCUUAAGCUCUGGAAAUAAUGCUGAAAUAGGAUUUAAGUGGUGCUUACACCAAAUUCUGGCCCUUCACUCAGGAAUGAAAUUCAUCUCAAAUGAUUGCAGGGGAAAGAGUGAAGCUGGUUAUACGCAGUCAGGUCUCCCUAUGGAAAGUACACACACUGGUACAAUUUCCUCUCAGUGUCCUCAGUGCUGGAGCCUGGGUGCUACAAGUCACAGGAACAUCACAAACACGAUGUCUGAGUUGUCAGCGAUCCUUUAACAUCUGCCCACCACAGCCCAGCACACAGACAAAAAACCUCCUGGUUGAACUGUUUGGAUUUCAGAGGAGCCAUCGCAAAGUGUUUGUUUUAUUUCACAAACUUAAUUAAAUUAAUCUCAAUGGAUAGAUUGAACAAUUAUCUGUUGCCAUAGCGAAGUCACCCACAGCACAGCCGAGCAAACGAGGUCUGUGGAAAAGCAAGGCAGGAGGUAGAACUCCCAGCUGAUACUGAACUUUGCCCAGCAAAAUCAUUAAAAGGAGCUGUGCUCAAAGGGGAACUGAGACCCUGCCCAUUUUUCUAGGAGCUCGUGGAUGAUUUCAGAGAGGGAUCACACUCUGUAUGCUCUUUUCCUAAGUAUCCCAUAGUAGAUGUGGUCCCUUGGGGACCACAGGUGGCAGAGGCAGGGUGCUAGGCUGGGUGAGACGUUUUUACAUGUCGCCAUACUGUGGUCUUUCAAAAGAGGCAUCCUAGCAAAUCUAGGUCAGGAGUCUUUCUGCUUUUGUUUUCCCAGUCCUACCUGCAGUUUUGCUCAGGAAAGAUGUUUUUCCAUCCCUGUCCUCAGGUAGUCUAUAGCUCUGAGCACUGUUAAGUGAUAAUGAGUACAAAGCCAGGUUAGACAUCACUGGAGCCAGAACUUAGGAAAGCACUUAAGUAAGUGUUUUAUUCGUCCUUUUUCAGAAAAGCACUUAUGACUAAUUUUGGACUUGUACCAAAAUCACAUUAUUUUCAACAGGUCUUCUAUGAGCAUAGUUAUAUCCCUGUGUCAAAUGGAAAUGUUUUCCUAAAGCAGGACCUGGCUGACAAUAUUCUUUAUAUAUAUAUUCUUUAUAUAUAUAAAAUCUGUGAAAUGCCUUGGGAAUUUGAGGUGCUUCAUAAAUAUGAAGACCCGCAGAUGUAUGUUUGUAACACAUGUGAAAGCCUUAAUUCUGCAGAUCUGCAUACCCACGCACAUUUUUGCUUACGUGAGUCUCUCCACUGAGGUUCCUCACAGGGUAGAAUUAAAGCUCCCGAUUUGCAGCUUUGGGCAAGAUUAGUCCCAUCCAGAGCAUUGUGUGACUCCUCGGUACGGCUGCCCGCUAAGCUCACUCUCUGGCAUUAUGUGGGAUUCAGAUGCCGGGGAUUCAGCACUUCGUGUUCAGAAGGGAGCGCAGCCUCUAGCAUGCAGCCGGGAAAAAAAAAUCCUCUGGUGCCCUCUGACGAACAAGUGCUCAUGCACAUAAUUCUGCAGGCUUGUGCCAUGGCAGAGGGGCACCUCCUGCCCAGGGCCAGCAGCCAGAGGACGGUGCAGCUCUCUGAGAAAGGUGCUCUUGUCAUUAAGCUGAUGUUGUGUCUCUCCGAGCUCUUCCUGUCCUGUCAUCUGAGGCUCUUUUCUUUUCCGUGAGCGAGUAGUAGGUGGGAGAAGCAUUCGCCUUAGUGAGGCUCAUCUUCGCUUGGGCUGGGUUGCAGGAUGAAGCUUGGUCAGAGACCGCGCUCUGAGUAUCCUUUGAUUUUCAUGGGUUUACUAAACUGCUCUCCCAAGGGUCUGUUCAAUAGGUAAGACACAUAGAAAGUUCUAUCGGCAGAAUUUUGCACUCACCCAACCUCAUGCAUGCGUGCAGACGUGCAAGGCACAAGCUCUGCAUCUCUUCCCCACAGCUGACCCAUCCUGGUGGGGGUACAGAUCUGGCACUUGCUUGGCAGUUUGGAGUUUUUUUAUUUUCUGACUCGUUUAGAGCCUUAAAACCAGAAUCAGGACAAUCAUAGCACUGCAGUUCAUUCUUUAAGCAUUCUGGAGAAUUAAAUUGCUGUGCAUGCAUAUAAAAGUACUUUGAUAUGACUAUGGAAACUGUAUUGUAGUGAAAACAGAAGCAGCUGCCAUUUUUAGACUUUUUAUAUGAGGGACAUUGUGGCACUAAACAAGAAGGCUUUGUAGAGGAAAUUUGAAAAAAAUAUAUUGAAAUCACAUAUGGUAAGAGGCCCCUCAGAUCUCACUACUUUAAUGACCCCUGGAUCAGAUCCAGAGGAAGUCAUUGCAAGAAGGGCAGUACUUUGUCUCUUGUUGAAUGACUCGUUUGGGAUACAUUCUUAUUUUGUUAACAAAAUACAGCCCAUAACCAGAGACAGAUCCAGCUCUGAAUUUAAUGUCAGAGAACACGCAUUUUGCGAUCCAAAGUUUUUGUUGAUAAACCUGUUAACCUACCCUCUUUUCCCCCUUGCUAAAUAAAAAGCAAUUCUUGUCCAGUUUGAAAAAUGCCUAGCUCUGAAGACCUUUCCGUGUGGACGGGUUGCCCUGGCAGGUAUCUGCAGAUCACUUAACACUUCUAUGAUAACUUCUAGUCAUCAGUAAAGCAUAGUUACAGAUUUUCCAUAAACUGUGUUUUAUUUGCUGUUCUUGUUAAACCUGGAGCACAGUCAUUAUAUAGAUUUUCCAGAGGUUUGCCUUACAGACUUUUUCCUUUGAAUAAAUGCCACAGCCCUUUGAGUGCGUUCUGUGAUUAGAAGGCAAAGAUCAGGGCACAUCUUUAUAUAUAAAACUCUGGACUGCAAGUCCUUGUUGUGACAACUAGUCCGUACUGAAAUGACGAUAAGAGGUUGUGCAUAACAGCGGGAAAUGCCUUUCAGCCCAGGCAGCUGGGAAUCUCCUAGGCUUUGUUUGUAAGAGGCUCAUGCCUCUGUGAUCUCUUGUCUGUCAAAAAGCUCAUGGCCAAGCAUAUGGUUUGAAAUAAGCCAGGAAUAGGAAUUUAUAGGCUGUGCAAACCAAGAAAACCAAUAGUUAUUUAUUAAUUUCUAUUCUUUAGCAAUAAUGGACAUUUUUAACUGUUUGUUGUUCUCAUAGGUCCCUGUUGUAGGGCUAGAGUUACCAGUCUGCUAGGAAUAGGGGCCAGGACAAGCUGACUCUCUGAACAAAAGAGGGAGGGCUUGGUUUUCUUUUGGGAUGCAACUGUUCUGCAGGACUGAAAGAGAAAUCCAGCCCUUCUCACAAAUAUUUGCUCUAGUGUGAGCCUUUAAGUUUCAGGGGAAGGCGAUCAUGGGAUCAGACUAAUACUAUGAUGCUUCCUCUCUUGCAUUUUGUGCUGCCUGUAUCUCUUGUAGCAGGUUGGACUGCUCUGGUUCAGCAUGGGGAUGGAGCCAGCCUAAAUUCAGUUUAAGGGCUUAACAAAAGACAGGCCCAGGGGUUUCGGCAUAUGAGGGCAGCCAAGCUUCUUCCUAACCAGUGCAGACUGGGAUUGCUGCUUCACUGAAGAACACUGAGCAUUGACUCAUUUGUUUUAUCGAUGCAAAAUGUGUGAGCGUGUAUCAGGCAGCCAGCGUGACAGAAGUGAAUCUGCCUGGCUAACGCAAGCGGUGAAAAACAAUGUCAUGAAAUAUUUAGGGGCCAGGGAAAAUGAGGGUGGAGGUGUUGUUUUUGCAGACUUUUUAAACAGGGACAACUGAUCCAACACAAGCACUUCUUUUACUUUACCAAGCUGUUACCUGAACUAAUUGAUAGGUUCGCAGUUGAAAGAGGAAUGCCAGAUGGACUUUUUAGUCUGGAUUUGUUUGGGUAGCAGAUGGCAGCUGCAGGCUGGGACAGCGAGUGAGGAAGAAGGCUGCCCUCCGCCAUGCAGCCUCCCCCGCCGGGCUGGAAACCCGCUCGGCUACCUUUCUCUUCUUUGGCACUUUUUUCAAGAAAAAAGAUUUGAGCAGGAGCUGUAUUUCAAAGGGAAAACUAGAGAAGAAGGACCAAUGAAAGAUGUUGUGGAUUUUGAAUGAAAAGCCAACGGAUAAAUUUUCCAUCUGAAAUUAAUCUUGUCUCUCUCAACUGUUUUAGUUGUGAAUCAGUGGAAGUUCUUUCUGGAGUGAAUGGAAAAAAAAAAAAAGUAGAGAAAAAAAAAAUUUUUUUUUUUUCCUUUCUUGUUUAUUUCUUGAUUCUUCAGUCCUGUGUAGCAUUAAAAACAACAGCAAGAUGAAGAUGCUUGUUUGCUCUGAAUGUAUACAGUUAUUUCAGAUGUCAAAUAUCUCAGUGUUUUGUAUGUGUGCAUAAUACCAUCCUUCUUGUUUCAUGUUGGGAACCUGAAAUGACUGUACCAUUUUAUAAUUAGAAAUGUAAAGAGGGGACAGCGGGUGGGAGGGUCUGUUAUUUUUAUAGCAAGAUGUUCCUUGUAUUUAGUGAACAUUUAAAAUGGUUUUGUACUUGUCAAAAUAUACAUUCCAUCCAUUUCCAGAAGAGAAUUAUUUUUAUUUAGAGUAGUUUAUAAGCAAACCAAAAAAAAACCCAAAAAAACAAACCAACCAGUGGCGUCCCAUUUGUACAUGGUUCAUGAACAGAGCAGAAGUAUCCUGUUUUUCAGUGAUGGCUCCACAGGUUUUUCCAGCCGUGUCUCUUCUCACACGCUGCGGAGCCAUACCAGCAAAUGCCAAUGUUAAAAAGGGAAGAAAAAUCACAAAUGAAAUAAAUACCAUAUGGAUCAGUGGACAGCUUAGCGAAAUAAUUUCCAGUUGGGAGACGAUGGUCUGUCCCAGUGAAAUUCUCCAAGGUAAUCAGCCCUGCUCUGGACUGCAGGUGCAGAUUCACUGGGAGACCUUCAGCCCUGUCUCUUGCUCUGCCCCUGCCCGGGAGGGCUGCCAGCCGCCCCCCCCCCCCGCAAACUGGGGGUGACAGGGUUGUCACUCUCAGGUGCUGCAGCUCCCUCAGGGUGGGAGCCCAUUUAUGACUGAUGGUGUUUUGCUGGUAAGGCAGUCGAUUUCUGCAGGUGACCAGUUGUGUUUCUUUUGACUGUGGAAACAAUCCUUCAUCGCCACAUUAAAAAAAAAA
Molecule: messenger RNA, 8548 nt
Organism: Athene cunicularia (burrowing owl)
Lineage: Eukaryota; Metazoa; Chordata; Aves; Strigiformes; Strigidae
Gene: RNF150
Product: ring finger protein 150
Exons: 9
Coding region: 372-1319 (315 amino acids)
Source: RefSeq, a predicted model, not a curated record